AACUAUAUCAAGUAAAUCUACUAUUUCCGAUUUAGAGAAAUUUUGACAAUGGCCACAAGUAGCACGGCAAGUCAGCCAGGAUCAUCUAACAGCACAACUCAAGAGUUUACUGUGAGGGUGCCAAAAGACAGGAAAAAGAAAUUCAAAAUGAUGAAGUUCAGCACUGGAAAUGAUGUUGACUUUGUCAAAAUGAGUCAGACACCGAUUAGAAUGGAAAGAGAAAAUAAUUAUAAAGAGUUCAAGUCAGCUUAUGACAUUGAUGUUGCCCCAAAAUUUGGAGCUGGGAGUGAGUAUGGGCGGGAGCAGAAAGAAGAGGCCAGGCGCAAAAAGUAUGGAAUUGUGUCACGCAAAUACAAGCCGGAAGCCCAGCCAUGGAUUCUAAAAAUUGGAAAAAACAAAGAAAUGAAGAAAAUGAAGGGAGUGCGGGAGGGAACAAUCACAGAAAAUACUUCCUACUAUAUUUUUACUCAGUGCGCUGACGGGGCUUUCGAGGCUUUCCCAGUAGAGGAGUGGUACACAUUCAGUCCCGUCAUCAAGUACAAAUACCUCAACUCAGAGGAGGCAGAGGAAGAAUUCAGCAGACGAGACAAAACUUUAAAUCUGUUCUCAGUAAUGGUUAGAAAUCGGGUCAGGAAUGAAGAUGAUGAAACUAAUCCUGAUGAAGAAGAAAAAGUCAAAACAAAGACUAAAAAGUCCAAGAAAAAGGAAAAAAGUGAAUUUUUGAUUACUGAGGAUGAAGAAUGGGCUAACUUUUCUGAUGAUGGGAAUGAGGAUGAAGAAGAUGGAGAGGGACCUGAAGAAGAAGAUGAUGAUGAUCCCAAGUCGAAAAAGAAAGGAAAGAAAAAUGCUAAAGGGAAAAGAAAUGCCAAACACAAUUCUGAUGAUGAGGCAGUUGAGGAAAGCGAUGAAGGGGAUUUUGAUGACAAGGAGGUGGAUUACAUCACAGACUCAAGCAGUGAUGAUGAAAUGGAAGACAGAGAGAAGAAGGAUGUUUAUGAAGAAAAAGGAGUAGAUGAAGAGCGAGGUCUAAGGAAACUGAUUGAUUCUGAAGAGGAGAGCGAAGAGGAGGAAGAUAAGAAAUCAGAGAAAGCUGAAGAAGAGGAGGAGGAUGAAAAAGCAAAGAAAGAGAAGAAGAAAGAUGAUGGUACAGAUAGCAGUAGCAGUUCUAGUUCAGAGAGUGACUCGGAUAUAGAAAGGGAGGAAAACCUGGCCUCUGUCAUUUUCAUGCAGAAAGGAAAAAAAGAGCGAAAUUCUCCUGUACCUCAGUCUGGCGCUCCCGGCACAGUGGAUGGAGAUGAUAAAAAAGCAUUGAAAAGGAAAUUAGAAUCAGAAGAUGUCUCCUCAAAGAAGUCCAGAACAGAAAGCCCAGGGGCGAGUGGCAAGGCAACUAGUGCUGGAAUAACAGAGGAGGCAAUUCGCCGAUAUUUGAUGAGAAAACCAAUGACAGCAAAAGAACUGCUGAAAAAAUUCAAAUCCAAGAAAGUGAACAUGAGCAAGGAAGAGAUGACAAGCACACUUACAAAGUACCUGAAGAAGAUUCAGCCCGAGAAAAAAACCAUCAACAAGAAAAUGUACUUUUCUCUCAAAAAAGAUGGAUAGGUGUAAACUCAUUUCCAGUGGUAGAUUGUGAAUGGUCUAAAAAAAGACCCAGAAUUCUGUGAUAUCUCCCAUUGUAUAAAAAGUGCUAUCAGAGGAAGGUGUAAGGUGCAUUUCGUCACUGUGUGACAUUCUGAUAGAUGUAUACACAAAAAAAUAUCUGAACUGACAAAUCUCCCAGAAUUGGUCCCGAGCCCAAACAUCUUACCAGCGUUAUUUGAUUGUCAGAGGACCUUGUCAUUGUUGUGAUGUUGUCAUGUGGAUAGAUAAGCAUAUAUGUUUGUCUUACUUUAAUUGUAUGUUAUUUUAUCAAUUUAUCAGAAUUAUUACAGUGGAAAAUGAUUUUGUGAAAGUCUUCAUGAAAUAAUUAUAAAGGCUUUAGUCCUAUAGAAAAAGGUAUAAUCCUGUUUUCGAUAAAGAUCUCAUUUGAACAAUAUGACUGAGUAUGCAUAUUUUACAUUUAAUGUCAACAGCUGUUAUACCAUUGAAUAAUUCUAAAUUAAAAUGGUGUCAACAAAUUA
Magallana angulata is the source of this 2117-nucleotide messenger RNA. Its product is annotated as general transcription factor IIF subunit 1-like. The record is from RefSeq and is a predicted model, not a curated record. Gene Ontology annotation, biological process: positive regulation of transcription elongation by RNA polymerase II; transcription initiation at RNA polymerase II promoter. Bases 49 to 1599 code for a protein of 516 amino acids. NCBI's taxonomy places the organism in Eukaryota, Metazoa, Mollusca, Bivalvia, Ostreida, Ostreidae. Gene Ontology annotation, molecular function: TFIIF-class transcription factor complex binding; RNA polymerase II general transcription initiation factor activity; DNA binding. Gene Ontology annotation, cellular component: nucleus; transcription factor TFIIF complex. The transcript is spliced from 13 exons.